Anopheles darlingi is the source of this 7777-nucleotide messenger RNA. RefSeq lists its product as uncharacterized. Gene Ontology annotation, cellular component: nucleus; aryl hydrocarbon receptor complex; transcription regulator complex. Gene Ontology annotation, molecular function: protein dimerization activity; DNA-binding transcription factor activity, RNA polymerase II-specific; RNA polymerase II cis-regulatory region sequence-specific DNA binding. Gene Ontology annotation, biological process: regulation of transcription by RNA polymerase II. The coding region runs from base 4692 to 7400 and encodes 902 amino acids. The transcript has 9 exons. The record is from RefSeq and is a predicted model, not a curated record. Lineage: Eukaryota; Metazoa; Arthropoda; Insecta; Diptera; Culicidae.
UCGCCAUUACGUGACCUUGCAGUACAGUGCAUGUGACGUAGCGCAUUAGAGCGAACGCACGUCGUCGAUACCGACGCAUAUCCAUUCGUUGCUGUUUAAGGUGUUAUUAUGAUACAGUUCCAGAGCAGCUCUUUAUUCAGAAAAGUAUUGCCAGUUACGGGAGUACGAUAGAAAUGAGUACGCCAGGCCAUUUGAAGUAAUCGAACGGUUCCGUAAUCAAUAUUUGCCCUCCACCGUUUCCCACUCCUACAGUAUAAGGUGACUUGGAUGAUUGUCAUUCCCGCACUAUCGCAUUCCCCGGGUGGAACGUUGCCACAGUAACGCGUUAUGUGGUCGCACGCGCCGACUUCACUACUUCUGGAUUGCUGUUUACCUUCCAGUGAGCGAGCUGCACACUGACACAGGCUGGGGCAGGCUUAUCAACUGCAACACUACCUGGAGGUCGAAUGCAGGAAAAUGCCCGUUGUUGUUCGUAUUUCUUUUCCAAUAUGCUUAUCAGACAGGGAGAGGGGGUAGAGAGCGCCUACUGGAAUGGCUUAUCAGGGAGGAAAAACAAUCCACUGGGCAGCCGGAUCGUUGUGAAUAAGCAGCAUCAUUAUAAUAAGUUUUUAAUUAAAAGUUUUUCCUGUCCUGCCUUUGGCAGAGAAUAGAGAAGCGAUUGAUAAACAGAAGAGCUAAAGAACGCGGUUAAAGAGCUAAAGCGCUAUAGGCAUGGAUACAACAUCAAGUUGCAUCACAACACCUGAAAUGGAGUUCCAUUUUCACAAAGGGUGCCGAUUCGCGGCGUCACAUAUUUGUCUGCAUGCCAGUCCUGCCUGUCGCCGGAAAAUGCAAUCGUCCUAUUACUGAACAACACCUGAUCCGAUGCUUUGGCGGGAAAAAGAAAGCUGACUCUGCAAUAGGGAGUAACGAGCGUGUAACACUACCACCUGUUGAGCAGCCAAUUAUUCGUGUAACGUUUGGAUUCGUCUGCAAAAGCGAAAAGCAAACUGCAUCGUCCUUCAUUAUCGUCUCGCUUCUUCCGUCGCCCACUCACUGCACUGCAUCCCAACCCCGAGCUGGAUUUGUCGGCAUGAAUAGAAGCGAAGAAAAUAUGAAAGAGAAGCUCAUCUCCAUGCUCUCGAUGUCGUAAUCACUUUUUCUUCGAGUCCUUCUCCCUUUCUCUUUGCACACACACAAACACACACACACCGGUUAGCGGGUCGAGAGGAAAACAAAUAAAUUUACAUCCUCGAGUGGAGCGGAAAAUGUGGAAAGUUAAAGGGAAAUCUUUUGUGUGUGGGGGGCCACUCACUGGGAAGUAACCUCGAUUUCGGGCCGCUGGAGCCGUAGUGUUUCCGAAGCCAUGCUCUGCUCGUGAAGGGUAGUAUGAGCCCGCAGCGGAACCGAACCUGUUGAUGCUGAGUGAGGACACUGAUCGGUUGGUCCUUUUCCUUCUUUUUGCAAUGAAGGUCUUUGGGAUGCGAUUGAGCAAUCCAUCCAGGAGUCUGCUAUUGACUGUCGAGGAGGGGAGAGGAGAGAGGAUAGCCAGUGGCAGUGAUACCGAUUUCUCGGCACGAGCCGAACCGAACAGCUGGACCAGCCAGGUAAAGGCAUCUGCGAUGGACAGAUAUUUGACAAGCCACACAAUGGCGCGUCUGUGAUUAAAGGGACGACGACGACGAGGACAACGAGGGAUCGAACGUUGUUCGGGAACGAAACGGAAAAGCAGAAAAAGUCUUUAUGAUUUUUUUUUCCGUUCCAAAUAGAGCAACGACUAUCGUGUCUUCGUUGGUUGCAAAGACAUUCAAUUCCUUUCUCAGAUAAUUGAAAUCGAAGUCCGAUCCGAUUCGAGACGAGCACCACCAACCGCUAAUUAACGCUUCUCUCAAGGCGGAAACUCGACACCAACCGAACGUUAUCGGAUGUUAUUAACCUUCUCGGUUCGUCACCGUUCCGCAUGACUUCUGCCGUUUGACUACCGAUUGGCGUCAUCUUCCUCGACGCCUCGUCAUUUGGUCAUUGAUUCGGCUUCGAAAGCGGGAAUCUUCUCGAGCACCGUGGCGAUCUCGGUGAAUAAGAUAUGCACAUUACAAUCGAAAGGCAUAGCAUCCCUCGUUGUGCAGCACAUCGGACAAUUCAGUCAGACAGUGGCCAACUCCUCCCUCCGCGGGGGGCGGUGUAACGACCGGUGAAGCCGAUUUCCAUCGGAUUAGCAUCGUGGUGGUCAGGCAUACCAAAUCCAUAAAACAUCAGACAUCCCUUCAAUCCUCUAGAAGCUCACACAUACACACGGCGUUACGGUGAUGCUGCGGUAGCGGCGCUGGCCGAUGAAUCGACAAUUGGAGUUGUUUGUCCGGUUGGCGUGAUUCGGGAACGGGCGUCGAUGGGUUCGGAGGUAAUUUUAAUUCCAAAAUAAUGGUCACAUCAUACGCAUUCGGUGGACGUGGCGGUGACCAGCACCAGGUCAGACCGUGUUUGAUGUUCAAAGAAGAUCUGCUGAAGCGCCACUGCAAUUGGUGAUUGUUGUUUGCAACAAAUAAAUCAGUUUGCUUACGCUUAAUCCCUGAAUCCUGUCCAGGAGGAGUUGGGGGCACAGGAAUUGUUGGAAUCAAAACGUGUGUAGCGGCAAGUAGCAAGGUUCACGGCCAUCAAUGAUAUUAUUAUAAUAGUAAAAUCCGUGAUUUGGUUUCUAAGUUGUGACACUAAAUAUUCUACCUCCUUGUAAAUACAUUUAUUCCCCUGUAAUGCUCUACCGUAACAAGACGUAUCUGCAACAGAGAUAAAUAUUUGCACUGCAUGCUGUUGCUCCAGAAAACUUCCCUUCCCGUCCCUCACCGGAUCCGAUCCAACCGGGCCAGCUGUCAUAUGCAAAGUCAUCCUCAUCUCGUCAUUCUUCGCUUUCGCAUAGCGAUUCGAAUUCCUAGCAUCGGUCUGGUCCUUUGAAUCGUCGGCAGUUGACGUAUUGAUGAGGAGUAGCGAAGUUGGAGAAGGAAGGGGCGAAGGCUUCUCCGAGGGACCGAGCUUAUUACAUCACAACGGCGUCCGCAUCCGCACCAGGCAACCCAAUCCAGGUUGUCGCGCCGUUCGUCGUCGUUGUCAUUCGUCGGUAAAACAGUCAGCUUGAUCCGGUUUGGUGUGUGGCCAGUUAUGUAACAGGUACUGCGGGUGAAUCAUUAACAAUAACUGGCUGCGGAAGCGAGAAGCUGCUGAGCUCGCUAGCCCUGCUGUCCCCAUAUGCCCUGUUGCUGAUGAUUUAUUGGCUAUUCAAUCGCAUGUUGAGGUCAUUUUGAAUUAACAAAAAAUGCAGCAAAACGAUUAGCGAUUGCUACCAAAGGGUACCAUUUUGUAGAUAGUUUCGGCAACGCUGGUUAUCCCUUUUGCUCCGCAGCUUGAAAGCAACGCAGCAAGCCACGGGGUCUCAAUUGAUGCCGCCCGUGCUCUGGUUGGCUGUUGCAUAAAGUGUUUGAACGAGGGAAAGGGAUUCAUUGCUUCGUUCCGAUGGUCCUGUGCGCAACAGUAAGUUACAGUUUGUAUGCUCGAUGUGGCAGGUACAAGGUACACCAAGCCUAGCUUUUGCUUAAUAUGUCCAUUAGCAUGAUAGCUGAAGACAGAUUAUACUUUUUUUUGACAUCACUAAUUAAGCUUCUAAGUAGACAUUAAACGUAUCUUUAUCUGAAUCUACCUCUCGCAAAGUAAUGCAACAAUCCGUACCAAACUGUUCCGUAAGGACAUUCGAAUCGUCACCGCAAAUCGCUGGGCAGGGCUCCAGUUGUUGCUCCAGAGUCCCGGCCCCCGGGGUUUGGGGGGUGAGUGGUGUCCCGAAUGGUACCGAAACCAACGAACCAGGGAACCGAGUCGUGUUCGUGUUGCACCUUCGGCCCCGUAUAAAAGUGCCCGUCAAUGGCCGCCCAUUCGUUCACUCGUUCGGUUGCGGUUCUCGGCUCUAGGUAUCGGGGUCGGGUGGUCGGGCCACGGCGUCCUUACGGCGUUUCUGCGUGCUGGAUGUUCGAAGGAGCAACAUCCUACUUUGUGGUCGCUUCCGUCCGUCCGUGUGUGUGAUAUUGGAGGCAUCGGUUCGUUGCUCGUUCAUAGUUGAAGUCUCCCGUCCGUUCGUUGGCGCAAUCGGCACCGCCUUCCGGGAUACAAAGGAUAUACACUGGCGACUGGUAGUGGUGAUAGUGAUUUCACCGGUGCACAGGGUACACGGUACUGUCUGUCCACGGUACGGUCUCGGUGAGACCCGAGUCGGGAUUCCUGGUGGCUGGUGGUGGCCUGAAGUGAGAAUCAUUGAUUUUUCCACCAUUUUCCUGCUUUAACUUCGCGCGGGUGGUACUAGCUCGGUGCUUGACCUCGACAUCUCGACCGAGGCUCGCGGGAAUGGCCAGUGUGCGUGUGGUUCGUGACGAUUGCAUAAUCUAAUUAGGAAGGGGCCACGGCGGCCAAUCCGGACAUCGGCACUUUGCGCCGACUUUUCGCAAAGUGAUUAUCGCAAUCUGUUGUUUGUGUGUGUGUGUGUGUGUGUGUGUUUGCUCUGUUGCCCUCCUGACGAUUCCUUGUGGCCAAAGGAUCAGCAUGAGGUGUGUGUGUGUGUGCUGUCGGGAGCGUGCUGUGAUCUGUCGUAGCUAAGCUUCGUUCGCGCAUCGCGAGCUCUCGUUCCCGUUCCCGCUUGCCGCUUGCUACGUCCGCAUCCUCGGCCCCCGGGGGACAAAAUGGUUGCCCGGAACUUUACCCUGCAAGACAUGCCGUACAACCGUGCCCUGCAGGUACAACCGGACGAGGAGCGCGAGUUCCUAACGCUGGACGAACUGAAACCACACCAGCUGACCGAGCUCGGUGUGGCGGUAUCGUCGGUCGCGAUGCCGUCGGUCAACAGCCAACAUCCAACGGCACAGCCGCAACACCGGGUGCCCGGACCGAACACGGCGGAUACGGCACCGAACCAUCCGGUCAUUGCGACCGCGGGCGGGCUGAUGCAGAACUAUCAUCAUCAUCAUAACGUUUUCUAUGAGCUCGGAGCAACGCACUCACCGGCUGCCAACUCAACGGCAGCAGUCCCGACUGAUCAUAUGACGGGACCGGAUGCCUCGCUCCUGGUCGAUCCUUCGCUGGCCGGUACCACCAUGUCGGCGGUGACCAACCUGAGCGCCCUGUCGGCGGCUGCUGCUGCUGCGGCGGCAGCGGCCGCGGCAGCAACAGGCAGUGGCAACCAUCACCAUCAUCACCAUCUACAUGCGGACAAUCCGGCCGGCCACCAGCACCACAACAACAGCCACCAUCAUCAAACCACCGGCAGCAGUGGCGGUGGCGGUGGCGGUGGUGGCGGUGGUUCACGCAAGCGAAAGUUCUCCUUCAAUUCCCAUUUCAGUGAUACCAGCGACGUCGAGGAUGAUACCUGCGAUGAUUCCAAAUCCGUCCGAACGGCGGACGAGAGCAAAAAACAGAACCACAGCGAGAUCGAGAAGCGGCGGCGCGAUAAAAUGAACACCUACAUAACGGAACUGUCCGCCAUGAUACCGAUGUGCCACGCGAUGUCACGAAAACUCGACAAGCUAACCGUGCUACGGAUGGCGGUACAGCAUCUGAAGACGAUCCGCGGUGCAGUCCACUCGUACACCGAGGGUCACUACAAACCCGCCUUCCUGUCCGACCAGGAGCUCAAAAUGUUGAUACUCCAGGCAGCCGAAGGAUUCCUGUUUGUGGUGGGAUGCGAUCGGGGCCGAAUCCUGUACGUGUCCGAGUCCGUCUCGCAUGUGCUCAACUACUCCCAGGGUGAUCUGCUCGGCCAGAGCUGGUUCGACAUUCUGCACCCGAAGGACGUGGCCAAGGUAAAGGAGCAGCUAUCCUCCUCCGAUCUGAGCCCCCGGGAACGGUUAAUUGAUGCCAAAACAAUGCUUCCGGUGAAAACGGAUGUGCCGCAGGGUGUGACGCGGCUCUGUCCCGGUGCUCGGCGUUCCUUUUUCUGUCGCAUGAAGUGUAAGGCGAACGUACAGAUCAAGGAGGAAGCGGAUGCGACCAGCAGUACCACCAACAGUGCAACCGUCUGCCAUCGACGCAAGAAACAGGUGAAUUCGGAUAAAAAGUACUCGGUAAUACAGUGCACGGGGUACCUGAAAUCGUGGGCACCGGCCAAGAUCGGGCUGGAGGAGAACGAAACGGACGGUGAAGGGGACUCGUGCAACCUGAGCUGUUUGGUGGCCAUCGGUCGGAUACAACCGAACCUACAUCAACCACCCCAACACGGUACAGCGAUGCAACGGCCAAGUGAUGCUGGAACCGGUAACGGAUCGAACGGUGGUGGUCCACCAACGAACGGCGGAGGAGGAGGAGGUCCCAACAGUAAUGGUGGCAAUACCGGGAGCGCUGCUGGUGGUGGCGGUGGUGGUGGUGGUGCUGGUGGAAGUAAUGGCACUGCUGGCAAAUCCGCGGUUAGCCGGAACAGCAUACCGAACCUGCGGAAUGUGCAGUUUAUCUCCCGCCAUGCCAUGGAUGGUAAGUUCCUGUUCGUCGAUCAACGGGCGACGCUCGUACUGGGCUUCCUGCCACAGGAACUGCUCGGUACGAGCAUGUAUGAGUACUAUCACCACGAGGACAUACCGGCACUGGCCGAAUCACACAAGGCCGCCCUCCAAGGGACGCAAUGCGUCACGACCUCCGUCUAUCGGUUGCGCACGAAAGAGUCCGGCUUCGUGAGGCUCCAGAGUGAGUGGAAAUCGUUUCGCAAUCCCUGGACCAAGGACAUCGAGUAUCUGAUAGCGAAGAACAAUGUGAUUUUGUCCGAGCUGCUGCUCGGGGGUGAUGUUAAUGCGAAUCGCAACGGAAGCGCAUACGGUGUGGGAAGUGAUGGUUUGGGUGACGGAACCGGUGAUGGAACUGGUGUCAGUGGUUCCACCGGACAACCGAAUGUGGGUUACGAGUUCUUCAAUCAUUCCAAUGGACGUGAGAUACAGCGAAUGAUCAAUUCGCACGUGGAAGCGAGUAAGAUUGGACGACAGAUAGCGGAGCAGGUGUUGGAUCAUCAGCGACGGUUGGGUGACUCUUCAUCAGAGAGUAGUCCCAAUCCCAACGAAGCCGCUAUGCAACCCGCCUUUAGUUCCGCUCUCUCGGAGACGAACCACUCGAACGAUGCGUCCACAUCCGGUGAGCACAGUAUGGCCACCUCGAGCGGUGUCUCGCCUGCCUCGGUUUCGGUAGUACCGUCGUCGGUGGUGACGACACGCAUCAAUGGAACGCUCCCAGGCUAUAGCCAUGUGCAGACGAAUGCCAUCAUAAGCCCCGAGCAUGAUGUAUCGCAGGCCCAGGCUAACAGUACAGAUGGGAACGAUGAAGCGGCCAUGGCUGUGAUUAUGAGUCUCCUGGAGGCGGACGCAGGACUUGGUGGACCGGUCGACUUUUCCGGUCUACCGUGGCCACUUCCUUAAGGCAGUGCCAGUUACCACAGCGAGCACACAUACACACACACACACACACACACACACACGCAGCGCGCAGUUAGUGCAUUUUCAUCAAGGCUAUGAACGUGAUCGAGAUCGUGAGCAGUGAGUAAACGCGAGUUACCAAAACGGAUCCAGGUUCCGAGGAGACGAAGCGUUGCGUCUCCUUUUCCUUCCUAGUUUAUUAUGUCAUUCCCCGCCGAUAAUGUUGUACAAAUCUUUUCCAAUCGGUUAGCAUUUAGCAGCAGAGCAGCAGAGUGGUAGCAGAGGAGUGAGGCUGUGUGCUCCACGGCACCCUUAGAAGGGUGACGAGGUCAGAGGUCAGAGCAACGAACCGUGGUAGAGUGUAAGUGGGUAGGGUAGAA